CUUUUCUUUGUAUUUCCCUUUGGAAUCAAAUUGCCAUCACGUUUUCCGUCGGUCUUCCAUUCUCAAAUUCUGAUCUCACAACCCUUCUCUGUAACAAUAGACGAAAGCUUGAUGGUUGGGGAAGAAUGAGGAUUUGAGAUUCAGUUAGUUUUCAAUCGACCUAGGUUUAUCGAUACAGAAAAAAGAAAAUGGGUAGCGCUACUGACAGUAAGAAGGAAGUGAUUCGAUUGGAGCGUGAAUCGGUUAUACCUAUCUUGAAGCCCAGGCUCGUCAUGACUUUGGCCAAUCUUAUUGAACACAGUUCUGACCGGUCAGAGUUCUUGAAGCUCUGCAAGAGAGUCGAGUACACAAUUCGAGCAUGGUAUCUUCUUCAGUUUGAAGAUCUCAUGCAAUUGUAUUCACUCUUUGAUCCUGUCCAUGGGGCUCGAAAGCUGGACCAGCAAAAUCUAUCAUCACAAGAAACUGACGUUCUUGAACAGAAUUUCCUGACAUAUAUGUUUAAGGUGAUGGAGAAGAGUAAUUUUAAGAUCUGCACCAAUGAGGAGAUUGAAGUUGCACAUUCCGGGCAGUAUCUUUUAAAUCUUCCUAUCACAGUGGACGAAUCAAAGAUUGAUAAGGACCUUCUGAAGCGGUACUUUGCAGAGCAUCAUCAUGAAAACCUUCCCGACUUUGCUGAUAAGUAUGUAAUCUUCCGACGAGGCAUUGGAAUUGAUCGGACUAUUGAUUACUUUAUUAUGGAGAAGGUGGACAUGAUCAUUUCACGUCUAUGGGCAUGGAUUAUGAGAGUAACCAGGCUAGGAAAGCUUUUUUCUAGAAAAUCCAGUGCCCGAGUUAAGAAUGAUCCAAAGAAAGACGAUGAAAUUACAAAUGAAGAAUAUCCGGAUGAUUUAUAUGUUGAGCGUGUCCGGAUUGAGAACAUGGAUAUCAGCUUACGGAAUUUGAUGAGUAAGAUCACAAUCCAAGAACCUACAUUUGAUAGGAUAAUUGUCGUAUACAGGGGAGCGGGCACGAAGGGAGAAAAGGAACGGGGAAUCCAUGUGAAGCAUUUCAAGAACAUCCCAAUGGCAGAUAUGGAAUUAGUCCUACCGGAGAAGAAAAAUCCAAGUUUAACCCCUAUGGACUGGGUGAAAUUUCUCAUUUCUGCUGUAGUUGGACUGGUAGCUGUCGUUGGUUCGAUUGAGACUCCUCAAGCUGACUUUUGGGUCAUGUUUGCCAUUCUCUCUGCAGUUGUUGGUUAUUGUGCCAAAAUAUACUUCACGUUUCAGGCAAAUAUGGUUGCAUAUCAGAGCCUGAUUACACAAUCGAUGUAUGACAAACAGCUAGAUAGUGGAAAAGGCACUCUUCUUCAUUUGUGUGAUGAUGUGAUUCAACAAGAAGUAAAAGAGGUGAUAAUUUCUUUCUUUAUACUGAUGGAACAAGGCAAAGCCACUUUAGAGGAUCUUGAUCUACAAUGCGAGGAGCUAAUUAAAGAGGAGUUCGAUGCAAGCUGCAACUUCGAUGUGGACGAUGCAGUUCACAAGUUAGAACAGAUGGGCAUCGUUACUAGGGAUUCAAUUGGAAGAUAUUACUGUGUUGGUUUGAAGCGUGCAAACGAGAUCAUUGGCACCACCACAGAGGAGCUGGUACUCAAGGCAAGACAGGAGGGGACUCUUCAGUCUUCAUAAUGUUGCAUAGCCUUGAGGCCUAGAUGGUAAAUUCCCAAAGAGGGAUGUGUUAAAAACCUUUUCACUUGUACCAAAUGUAUGUAAUAUUUGUUGCAUCCUUUUGAUUAGUUGGAUUUCAUAUAAAUUUCCAGAUUGUGAUGAAUUCCUUGUGUUUUUCUCUCCUGCCGCCACUGCCACUGCCACUGCGUCUGCCGCUGCCCCAGUGGUGGUUGGUUUUAAGCAUAUUCUAUGUACAAUAUUGAUUCAUGUGAUUGUGUACAAUAAAGGAUGAACAGGAAGCUCCCAAAUUAAUUUGUCGUAUUUUACUUCUUUAUUCAUAUGAUAUUGUUAAAGAAA
This is a messenger RNA of Cynara cardunculus var. scolymus (artichoke), 2000 nucleotides long. RefSeq lists its product as uncharacterized. The transcript has 15 exons. Bases 189 to 1664 code for a protein of 491 amino acids. Lineage: Eukaryota; Viridiplantae; Streptophyta; Magnoliopsida; Asterales; Asteraceae. The record is from RefSeq and is a predicted model, not a curated record.